This is a messenger RNA of Solea solea (common sole), 3568 nucleotides long. Its product is annotated as mucin-2. Lineage: Eukaryota; Metazoa; Chordata; Actinopteri; Pleuronectiformes; Soleidae. The record is from RefSeq and is a predicted model, not a curated record. Bases 132 to 3089 code for a protein of 985 amino acids. The transcript has 14 exons. Gene Ontology annotation, biological process: cell-cell junction assembly. Gene Ontology annotation, molecular function: calcium ion binding.
GGCAGAUCCCAGUCUGAUCCACCUGUAGCAGCCUGUAGGAGGCACGCGCUCAAGACACCGUUAUAUCCACCGUUACUUUGUUACAGGAGUUCAUCACUACUGCUGCUGCUGCUGCUGCUCAGUCUUCAGACAUGUUUCUGUCUCUUCUCCUUCUCCUUCUCCUGACAUCUGUCGCCAAAGGAAUGACAGAGGAUAUCACCACCAAUGAGACAUCUACCACACCUGGAACCACUUUUGUGGCCAGUACACCAAGCUCAAAUUCAAGCGACAACCAGUCAACACCACCACCAUACACUUCUCCAUCAACUACAUACAGUGUUACAUCACUGUCCAAUACAAGCACAGAUACAGGCUCCACCAACCCCACUGCGACUAUCACACCAGCUGCAGAUCACACACAGAGCAACAAUCACACUGCAACUACAAGUUCACAAGGCACACACACCAGCAACAACACCACUACGAUUACCACAACAGGUAAUGGCACAACUACGAGUGCACCUAUCACCCACACAAGCAACGACACACCAAUGACUACACCAAUUACUCACACAAGCAAUGACACAACUAUGACUACACCAAUUACUCACACUACCAACGACACAACAAUGACUACACCAAUUACUCACACAAGCAAUGACACAACUAUGACUACACCAAUUACUCACACAAGCAAUGACACAACCAUGACUCCACCAAUUACUCACACAAGCAACAACGUAACUAUGACUACACCAAUUACUGACACAAGCAACGACACAACUAUGACUACACCAAUUACCCACACAAGCAAUGACACAACCAUGACUCCACCAAUUACUCACACAAGCAACAACGUAACUAUGACUACACCAAUUACUGACACAAGCAAUGACACAACCAUGACUCCACCAAUUACUCACACAAGCAACAACGUAACUAUGACUACACCAAUUACUGACACAAGCAACGACACAACUAUGACUACACCAAUUACUCACACUACCAACAACACAACAAUGACUACACAAAUUACUCACACAAGCAAUGACACAACUAUGACUACACCAAUUACUCACACUUACAAUGACACAACAAUGACUACACCAAUUACUCACACAAGCAAUGACACAACUAUGACUACACCAAUUACUCACACUAACAACGACACAACAAUGACUACACCAAUUACUCCAACAAGCAACGACACAACCAUGACUACACCAAUUACUCACACAAGCAAUGACACAACUAUGACUACACCAAUUACUCCAACAAGCAACGACACAACCAUGACUACACCAAUUACUCACACUAACAACGACACAACAAUGACUACACCAAUUACUCCAACAAGCAACGACACAACCAUGACUACACCAAUUACUCACACAAGCAAUGACACAACUAUGACUACACCAAUUACUCACACAAGCAAUGACACAACCAUGACUACACCAAUUACUCACACAAGCAACAAUGUAACUAUGACUACACCAAUUACUAACACAAGCAACAAUGUAACUAUGACUACACCAAUUACUGACACAAACAACACAGCCAUGACAACCCCAAUUAUUCCCUCGACACAACCAAACAUCACAGCAGGUCCAACACAAGCAACCACACAAACCAGCAACAGCACGACACAACAAAGCACAGUUACACCAGGAAGCUCGACAAACUCAACUCAGACCUCCCCUGAGACUCCUGCACCCAAUAGCACCACCUCGUCCUCCACCAUCAGCACCAACACAACACUAACAACUGGAACCCCACCCUCUACUUCCAACUCCACCUCCAGCACUGUCCCUCCAACCACCUCCCCAGGCAAUAGCACCGAACCCCCAAGUGGAAAUACCACCACCCCUAGUCCCUCAACAACAACCCCAGGAGGCAAUAUCACAGAAGUCACUCCUUCUACUACGCCAGUUAAUGGCAACACAACUGCUGCCACUGUCACCAGCAUGCAGCCAACACCGACCUCCACUGGCUCAACCACCACAGCUGCUCCACCCACCGCCACUACACAAAGUCCAGUCAUUGUGUGCCCUUCCAUGCCAUGUCCACCUGAAAGUGUGUGUUUAAAUAGCACUUGUCAGUGUCUCUCUGGCAGUUUCCUGCAGAAUGGCCGAUGCGUACCUGCCCAAGUUUUUCCAGGUCAGCUCCACUUCUUGUCCUUGGACUUUAAGCCUGAAAUGAGUGACAGGUCCUCUGCAAUUUUCCAGUCAACAGCAGCCAGCAUCUCAGCGGCGCUCAGAGAUGCCCUCAAAAAUGAAAUAGGGUAUAAACGAUCUGAUGUCGUGCAUCUCCAACCAGGAAGUGUGCUCGCGUCGGUGAAUAACAUCUUUCAAAACACCGACGCUACUCAAGAGUCUGUCCAUCAGGCCAUUACAGAGGCUAUAGCUGACCCAGGGAAUGGAUUUUUGACAGAUGUUACGUUCACAGAUAUAAACGUGUGUGCGCAGGUGCCACUACCCUGUGAUGCUGCGACUACAGUGUGCUCAAACACGGCUGGCCAACCUGUAUGUUCCUGCAAAGAAGGCUUCGUCAGCAGCGUGUACUCAAACAACAGCUGCAAAGCUUGUCCAAGUGGGCAGAAGGCAGUGGGAAACACGUGUCAACUAUGUUCAUUUGGAUACUCCGGCUUCAACUGCAAUGACUCUUCUCUGCUGGCCGUGGUGGUCAUCUCCUGUGUCCUCGGAGGAGUUCUACUCAUCACCAUCCUGGCUUUGCUCAUAUACUGCUGCUGUAAGAGAUGCUCAAACACCAAGCCAGACUACAACACCAGCCCAUACGCACCAGAUCAUGUAAACCAGUCCUGGCCUGUAGGCAUCACCCCCAUCCCUCGUGCCACCACUAACUUGGAAGCAGCUAAUGCCAUGGAGAUGACAGAGGGGGGCAGCACUCGGGCAUUGGUGGACAAAAAGCAUCGGUCCAAUGGUUUGGGAUUUCAGCUGAAGGGGAAAGUAUGGAAAAAGUCAGGAUCAUAUGACAUCAACCCAGGUGGAAUGAACACGUUCAAAGGUAAAAAUCCUUCUCGUUACUCGUACCUGGUUGAAGGCCGUGAGAAUCCAUACUUCUUACCAGGAGAUGAGAGGAAAAACUGAACAUCUGAUCAGCUGUGGACAGCGAGCAUAAGAAACUCUUGAUCAAGAGAAAAGACACUGAUUUCAGACCGUGGGACAUUUCUCAUGCAGGACCAGAUUAUUUAUAUUAUAUUAUAUUUUUGAACUUGCUUGGUUUAAAGAGAAAUCACAGCAAACUUGGAAAACUAACAGCCACCAAAGUGAUUUAAUCAUGAAGAAUUACAAUGGAACAUGUUUUUUAAAAGGUAGGAUUUUAUACCAUGUAUGUUCUUGUUGGUUAUAACCAGUAGAUGUAGCUGUUGCUCAAUAUAAAAGAUAAUGAAUCUGUUUUUUGUUUUGUUUUUUUUCAAAUGAAUUAUUCAGUAGUCUUUUCUUUCUUUUGUCAUCAUUGUAAUUGCACUAAGUGUGUGUUAAGUUUACCACCAGGUUUAAUCUGAAAUCAACAGGGAAUUGAAAGUGGCUUUUUCUGGGGAUAGUAGAUAUUUUAUUUUAACCGAAGG